Messenger RNA from Eriocheir sinensis (Chinese mitten crab), 372 nucleotides. Its product is annotated as 33kDa venom protein-like. Lineage: Eukaryota; Metazoa; Arthropoda; Malacostraca; Decapoda; Varunidae. The coding region runs from base 1 to 372 and encodes 123 amino acids. The transcript is spliced from 3 exons. The record is from RefSeq and is a predicted model, not a curated record.
AUGGCUUACGCUAUUAGCUGCGUGGCCACGGUGCUCAUCUCCGUGCCAGUGGUCCUUGAACCUGUGUCAGGUAAGGCAGAGAAGGAGUCAGGCACGGCAGAGAAGGAGUCAGGCACGGCAGAGAAGGAGUCAGGCACGGCAGAGAAGGAGUCAGGCACGGCAGAGAAGGAGUCAGGCACGGCAGAGAAGGAGUCAGGCACGGCAGAGAAGGAGUCAGGCACGGCAGAGAAGGAGUCAGGCACGGCAGAGAAGGAGUCAGGCACGGCAGAGAAGGAGUCAGGCACGGCAGAGAAGGAGUCAGGCACGGCAGAGAAGGAGUCAGGCACGGCAGGGAAGGAGUCAGGCACGGCAGAGAAGGAUCCCAGCCUCUGA